GUCUGGCUGACUAUCUCGGGUGACACGAUAGAUACUCGCUUGACCGCCGCAUACACGAUGUCAAGACAUACCCAGUCCAGUCGUCUCAGGGAGCGACCAUCCUCAUCUACGGCCACGAGAAUGGCAUCACAGUUGUUUGGCGCGGCGGCAGAAGACUGAAGCCCCUAAAUCAACCAACCAGCGACAAGCGCAAUGGCGCAACCUCCGAAGACGCCGUUAUGGUGAUUGACUCGGACGAUGAAGCUCCAGGAUCCGCUUCUGCCUUCGACAAUAAGCCCGAGUUUCAAGACAACACGACCGCCGAAGACUCCGUACCCGAAAUCGUCCAGACCCUUGAUCUCGCACUAGGAACAGCCGUUCUGAAUCUCGCGGUACUACCCAUGCCGUCGUGUGCUGCGGAAGAUGCCGCGUGGAACGGCGCAAACAUUCUCAGAACCAAGAUGGUCUUCGCUGUCACCUGCGCAACUACCGACGUCUACGUGGUCACACUGCCCUUGACUCCUCCUUCACACGAGAGCAAAGCGAGACCAGAACUGCGGAAGAGCUUAUUGGCCGGUAAUGCAGGCACAGGUGUCUGGGGAGAAACACUUACCUUGCUCGCCGGUCAGAGCCAUCCUUGCGGCGGUCUUGCCCUCACGUUGGUGAAGCAACGGGCUGGGUCUCGGAGUCGGUCGCUGGAGCGCUCAGUUGCGCAGGCCUCUUCUGUUACACGAGCGAUUGUUGCCGCGCAUUCCCGGGAGGCAAGCGGCACGUUGCGCCUCUGGGAUGUGGCCUUAGACGCCAAACCCGGAACUAUCAACCGACUCGAGCCGUUCCAAACGGAAUACCUCCCUUCCCCGUUGAGCGCCAUGUCUUUCAACCCGACUCAUCUUACUCAACUCCUUACCGUUACCUCGGCGCAUGCCGUCCGCAUCUACGAUUAUGCUACCGCAGCGCUUCCUUCCGACGAUGCUUCUGAGGGCCCCUUUCCCGCACAGGGCUCCUGGCUGUUAUCGCUCUACCCUCCGUUUGUCAGGGGACCUUCAAUGUCAACUGCCCGGAAACCUAUCGUGGGUGCUGAGUGGAUUGCUCACGGCCGCGCCAUUUUGACCCUUCUUGCGGACGGUCAGUGGGGCAUUUGGGAUAUUGACGGUGCCAGCCCAUCCUCGAGCGGCUCUGGCGGCCUCUUUAGCAAGGCGAAUGCAGGUCUCCGCGGGUCAGCCAUCACGACCUUUUGUGUGUGUGGCCACCUUGAAGGAACCAGUCCACUACGGAACCCUGCGACGCAGAAGCUGCCGGCCCCGGGGUCAGCGGGCGAAUUUGUCCCCAUGACGCCCCACACGAGACGAGACGCGAUCGUAUCGGCCAUCACCAGCGGACCGGAGAGAUUGGCCGCCGUACGUGGUGGCAUUGUGGUCGCUCGGCUCACACCCCAAGCAACCGGACCCGGGGAAGAGAGCGCUGUGCUGUGGUUGGGCGGUGCGGAUCCCGUUGUCUCCGUCAUUCCAGUGAUUUCUCGGUUUUGGGAUUCCCAGCUCCGGCGUGCAGUCGGCGGCGGCGUCAACCUCUGGAGCGGCGCCCAGCCCACCCGCAUGCUUCGUCUCACCGACCUUGGGACUGGUCUCUUCGGCGAGCGGUGUAUCGGCGCAGCCGCCCUGCCCAAGCGCAACCGAACCGCGAGGACAAACGGCUCAUCGCCAGCAAAGGAGAACAGCCCGAAGCCCACCGAGGGCCUCCCAAUCGAGGUUCUCCUUCAGGGCGAAAGCCGCCUGGUCAUUGUUCACGAGAGCGAGGACGCCACGUCGCUCACGACCCGCCUCCUCGGCGUCCGCAAACAGCCCCGUGCCGAGCUCCGCGCAGCCAGGGCCAUCGUAACCUACCCUCGUCCGGAGAAGUCGACCAACCUCUCCUUCAACCUCGGCAUGAUGCAACGCCCAGGCCAGACGGGCGGCGGCUUGUUCCGGCCGCGGCCGACCGUGACAGCGGCAGGAUCGUUUGACCAACCCCUGGACGUUCUGCCGUCGACCGAGACCGUCGGAGAGACGCAGUCCGCUCCGUCCAGCCAGCAGGGUCUCAUGUUCAUUAACGAUCUCGCUGCUGCAGCAGACCAACCCGACGACGAGGUCGAGGUUGAGGGCCGCGAUAUUGAGCAGGAGCUGAUGGAUAUCAUGGAGAUCGACCGCGAGCUGGAGCAGCUGGAGCACGAGCGCGAGAGGGGGACCAAGAGGGUAUUCUUCGAGAAGGGCUAGAAGCUCGCCUCGAAAGGUGGCACCAAGCGGACUUGGACGCCGCAGGAGCUGAUUGCGCCGCGGGCUGAACUAGUGGAUACGGAACAUUCUCGGACUCACCUGGCAGGGCGUACCCCGCCUCCCGGGUCACGGUUGCUGAGAGAGGCGAUGGCCCGGAGGAGGUUGUCGCGUCAAGGACGUUGACUAGAGGUCGUCGAUCCCUGGAUGACCAAAACCCUAACGAGGCUGCAGGAUACCAGCGAGUGUCUACUGAUGUAUCUAGCACGAUCAC
Molecule: messenger RNA, 2499 nt
Organism: Parathielavia appendiculata
Lineage: Eukaryota; Fungi; Ascomycota; Sordariomycetes; Sordariales; Chaetomiaceae
Exons: 1
Coding region: 219-2228 (669 amino acids)
Molecular function (GO): protein binding
Source: RefSeq, a predicted model, not a curated record